UGGAGGUUCAAGCAAGAAAGCUGCAGAGCCCACCACAUGGGAACCAGGACUGGGGGGGCUCCAUCUAUGGGGCAAAUCCAGAGCAGAGAUGACGUGAGAGCUGAUGUGCACCAUAGCAGAUCUGGUAACCAGAAAAGGGAGACCACACAGCCAAAUUCCCAGGAGCAGUCUCAGAAACAGCACAGUUCUCCAUGGGACCAUGCCAGCCAUGACCAAGCCUCUGGUUCUAAAUUAGCCAAGAGACAGCAGCAAAAUCAGACGCCAGCUGGCAGUUCUUAUGGACAAGCCGAAGUCCAGCAGAACAUAGCGGGGAACAAGCACAGGGAGUCCAAGCAGCCAAAUAACCAGGAGCAGUCUGAGAAAGAACACAGCAAAUUUCCAAAAGCCUCUGUUUCUAAACCCACAAAGGCGGCGCAGAAAAAUCAGGCAUGUCCUGCCAGUGCUUAUGGAGAAGAGACACUGGAUAAACUGAAGAUGAAAAGGGUAAUCCCCAAAAUCAUUGUCACCGGGCCCUUGGAUGAGGAGAUACUGAGUGCUUCCGAGAAUGCUUUGCCGGAGUCCAAACCCAUCAAGGAUAUAGCUGACAGCAGGUCAAACGUGCACACAAAACCCAGCACCGGGGAGGCUCACCAAGUGAAGAAAGAAACAGCGUGAGCUCUGGAGAGCAGCUAAUGCUCACUGUGACAACUCAGAGACACCAGGAUGUGAUGAAUGCCACCAAGUAGGGGCUGUGAAACAACUCGGGCCCCCACAAUUAUUAAACAGGAAUCCAGCACAACAACUUCUCCCAUGGUCUCACUUUCCUCAGCUCCAUAGGAUAGCUGGAGGAGAAGGAGAGAAAAUAGUGACAUUUAAAGGUGACCUGAAAAGCUUGCUUCAAAAUAAAUAUCUGUAGUAAAUGGCGUAAACUUGCAAGUCAAUAACAGACUACAUGUCUGGGCAGACACGAUAGAUCAUCCCCAUGCACCCUUCACCCCAAAUGAUUCCACAGCGUCUGCAUGCAGCACCCUGGAAAUGCAGCCAACUUUGAAGUGGACAGCAGCAGCCAACUGCAGAGGCUGAGGGAGAGGGGUUUGGGGCUAGACACCAAGGCCAAUCCCUAUCUUUAUGGGAAGUCAUUCACGUGGUUUUCAAUGUCUCCCCAGAGUAGGGGAACCUUGUGUUUGAGAGUCCAGCGCGCCGCAACCUACAUACCAGACCUCAGAAGUGCUGAGUUAAUCCCGCCACUGGGGUUUGCACCUGGUCAUUUCAGACCCUAUGGUUAUAUGACAAACACACAAUCAGAAAAUCAUUUCCUCCUUCAUUUAGAUCCCAAGAUCCAAGCUUAGGGUUCUAAGCUACUCCAGCAGCAUCUUAAGCAUCUAAAUCGAAAAUACUCCCAGCCCUUUGGAUAUUGGUGAUACUAGCAGCUGUAGCCAAGGAAACCCAGAAGAACCGUAAGCUCAGGUUUUGGCAGGCUAAAAGGCCUUUCAGUUCACCUUUUAAUAUAAAAGCCAUAAUCUGUUCAUCUGGCACCAGCACCACUAAGAAUAAGAUUUUUAUGAGAAUCCUCAAUUAUAAAAUAUUUGUGUUAAAAAAAAAAUACAGGUGAAGUGUGUGUUUUUAGGCACAUACCUAAAUCCCCUGUGAUGGAUCAAAUUUACGUUUAAGCAAGUAUUUGCCAAGAAGUGCUGCUUGGGACUGAAAGUUGAUUUUUCCAGCACAUAUGGUUUUAUAAACGCUCCCCCCCAAUCAACAUACCCCCGUGUUCAGAAUUUUCCGCAUCUCUGGUGGUCACAAAAAUCUAUUUGCUCACUUCUUUCAGCGGGAUGAUAAUGACAAAAAUGAAGGACAUUUUACUUGCCUGUUUAUAACAUUAUAAAUAAUUUGCCUCCCCUGAGUAAAAUCUUGCCAGGCUAUCCUAUUGAGUUUUUAACAAUGUAUUAACUGGACUGCUGGGGAGCACAGCCAGACAUCUAAUAAUGAGUGCACUUUGCACUACUAGAGCACCUUCCAUUCGAGGAUAUCAAUGUGCUUUACAAAUACAAAUUCGAACACAUUCUUGGAAGAUCCGUUGGUAUCAUUAUCCCCAUUUUACAGCUAAGGAAACUGAGGCAGGUUACUCAGGAAUUCCACAACAGCCAGGUGUGACCAAGGGUGCCUGGGGAGGGAUGUUAGGGUGUAAACAACAGACUGUUUAACCGAGAAGCGACUGCUUUAUUGGCUAAUGGUGUCAGUUACACUCAGCCUCCUACGGAGACAACUUCCCUGUGUCUGGGCAGUGAAGCCUUGGAGCUGGGUGGGCAAGAGCUGAUAGUCCCACUCCCAGGAGGCUUCGCUGUGGGCUUUAUACUGCAGAGCCCACAGUGCAUGUAACUGCUGAGAUUUUCAGCGGUUACAUGGUUACCUUCUUGCACCAUUUUUAACAUCCCGAGCCUGGGAUAGCCCUCACUGGAAAAGCCAAGCUCAGGGCAGGCUGCAAAAGCAGAGCAGAUACUCUCGACAAUGGUGUGUCCCACUGAAGUUAGAGUCCCCAAAUAGUCACACAUUCUGCUUCUGAUCUCCCACACUGAUGAUCAAGAAGCCAAAAAGAAAAUCGUGCAGGCCCCAAUAUAGCACUCCAGUUCUUUGGCUCCAGUACUAUAAGAAGUUAUUUUGAAACUCAGCUCACACGUGCAAAAUGUUCUUCUGAUUCCAAAGGGCCAGCCAUGUUACUCGAUCAGUAUAGGUGUGGAUCUUACCCAAAAUAUCAUGCUGCUGGCCAGUUCGUUAGGAUCUAAAACUACAAGUUUAUAAUAAUAAAAAACAAACACACACACAAACAAGAAAAAGAUAUGAAAUGGUAAAGCAGUCAGAGCACAUCUACACAGCAGGGCUAAAGCCGAAAUAAGCUGUGCAACUUGAGCAA
Molecule: messenger RNA, 2887 nt
Organism: Pelodiscus sinensis (Chinese soft-shelled turtle)
Lineage: Eukaryota; Metazoa; Chordata; Testudines; Trionychidae
Source: RefSeq, a predicted model, not a curated record